CAAAUUUAGUUUGUUUUUGACUUGAUUAUUUAAUAAAUUUUCCAAGCCAACAUCGCACAUUUUUAUUAAAAUUUAGUUGUAAAUAAAACAAAUUUUAAAUUUAUAGAAAAUGUUGGCUUUACGAACAACGUUGCGCUGCAAUUCAGCGUUUAAUAAAAUUUCACGCAACACCUACAAGUCAUUGCAAUUAAUACAAACCGAAAAUAAUGCUACACUCUCGACAGCAGCAACAAUUGUAACCAGGAAUACUUCUCGUCAGCAAUUACAGAAACAACCUGCUUUACUCAAUGGUUAUCUAAUGCAAAGAAGAAGUUAUGCUUCAAAGUCUAGCGAAGAAGUUGAUGUAAAAGAUUUGCAGUUGGUUUACUAUGGUACAUUGACACCACGCAUGAGAGCUGUUAAAGUAUUCUCAUUAACCACCAGUUUGGCUGGAUUGGCUGCCCAACCUAUUCUAAUGGAACAGGGCAUGAAAAUGGGUGGUACUGGUAUGGCGGUAUUUUUGUGUAGUUUUGCUGGUUUCUUUACGUUUGUUACACCUUUGCUGUUGCACUUCGUGACCAAAAAAUAUGUUACCGAAAUACACUAUAAUCCAAUGACUGAGGAGUACGUAGCAACUACAAUAAACAUUAUUUUACAGAAAGUUCGGACAAAAUUCCGCCCUAGUGAUGUGAAGAUUCCUGAAGUUCCCGGUAUGUUUACAUCAUUCAAUGUGGGCAAACGGUCAUUAUUUGUGGAUCCUGCCUUGUUUGAAGAUCCAGAACAUUAUGUAAAAAUUAUGGGUUACGACAAACCAAUCGAUUUUAAACUUGAUUUAAAAGAAACAGAUAACUCAGCAGUGAAUGCAACUGAAAAAUCAAAAAAAUAAAUUCUAUAAACAAAGUA
Messenger RNA from Lucilia cuprina (Australian sheep blowfly), 882 nucleotides. Its product is annotated as transmembrane protein 70 homolog, mitochondrial. Gene Ontology annotation, biological process: mitochondrial proton-transporting ATP synthase complex assembly. The transcript is spliced from 2 exons. The coding region runs from base 110 to 865 and encodes 251 amino acids. The record is from RefSeq and is a predicted model, not a curated record. Gene Ontology annotation, cellular component: mitochondrial membrane. Lineage: Eukaryota; Metazoa; Arthropoda; Insecta; Diptera; Calliphoridae.